This is a messenger RNA of Pelobates fuscus (common spadefoot toad), 2286 nucleotides long. It is a transcript of the gene POU3F3, whose product is annotated as POU class 3 homeobox 3. The record is from RefSeq and is a predicted model, not a curated record. Gene Ontology annotation, cellular component: nucleus. Gene Ontology annotation, molecular function: RNA polymerase II cis-regulatory region sequence-specific DNA binding; DNA-binding transcription factor activity, RNA polymerase II-specific. Gene Ontology annotation, biological process: brain development; regulation of transcription by RNA polymerase II. The transcript is spliced from 2 exons. Lineage: Eukaryota; Metazoa; Chordata; Amphibia; Anura; Pelobatidae. Bases 617 to 1897 code for a protein of 426 amino acids.
CUCUGCCUGCUAGUAUUUGGGAUAGUGUGGUGGUGUGCGCGCUGCGAGCAGGGUAAACAUUCUCCAGUCCCCGCUCUGUGAGGGAGGGACACACUGAGCUGACACAGACACACAGGGGGGAGGCUGAUCCCCAAAUCCAGACAACUUCCCUGGAGUUAGUGUGUGAAGGAGGGAGCCCAGCUAACAGCCUGACACUGGAAAUACCCCGCCUGGCACUGGAGAUACCCCGCCUGGCACUGGAAGUACCCCGCCUGGCACUGGGAUGAUGUGCAGGACUGUAGUUUGGAGCCGGAGGUGACCGGGCACCCAGCCUGCUCAGGAAGGACAAGUUCAGCCGAUGCAGGAGGGGCAGCGCUACCCCAGCAAGUUUGGGACGGGAGAUCCGGGAAAGUUGUUGAGAGAGCGGUGAGUGCCCGGGGGAGCCGGCCGGUCCCAGUGAGGGAGGCUCGGUCCAGCAGGUGAAGUGAUCGCUGAGUGGAGGCAGGAGGGGGGGCUCACUCACUGGGCUCAUCCUCCAAGGACAAAACUGCAUCUCAAGGGGGAGCCGUACACCGGGUGCGGGGCAGGAGAGCACGAAGCCCCCAGCCUGUGGAUCCCGAGCGGCCGGGGGGAAGCGAUGGCCACAGCGGCUUCUAACCCCUACCUCCCCGGCAACAGCAUCCUGUCCUCGGGCUCCAUCGUGCACUCGGACUCGGGGGGCGGAGGGGGGAUGCAGCCCGGCAGCGCGGCCGUCACCUCGGUGUCAGGAGGCUACCGGGGGGACCCCUCCAUCAAGAUGGUGCAGAGCGACUUCAUGCAGGGGGCCAUGGCGGCCAGCAACGGGGGGCACAUGCUGAGCCACGCCGCCCACCAGUGGGUCACGGCGCUGCCACACGCCGCGGCGGAGGCGGGCUCGCCCUGGUCCAGCAGCCCGGUGGGGAUGACGGGCAGCCCGCAGCACCCGCAGCAGCAGCAGGACGUGAAAGGAGGAGCCGGGAGGGACGAGCUGCACCCGGGGGCCGCCCUGCACCACCGACCGCCUCACCUCGGAGCGCACCAGGGACACCCGGGCGGCUGGGGGGCCAUCCAGUCCAUGGCCAGCGGGGCGCAGCAACAGCAACAACAACAAGCCCUGCUCUACUCCCAGGCCGGGGCUUUCACUGUGAACGGCAUGCUGAGCCCUCCCCCGGGGAGCCAGAGCCUCGUACACCCGGCCCUGGUCAGGGGAGACACGCCGGAGCUGGGGGAGCACCCCGGACACCACCACCAUCACCACCACCAGCACCAGCAGCAUCACCAGCAGCAGCCACAGCAGCACCACGCCGGGGUGAACAGCCACGACCCCCACUCCGACGAGGACACCCCGACCUCGGAUGACCUGGAGCAGUUCGCCAAGCAGUUCAAGCAGCGGAGGAUAAAGCUGGGCUUCACCCAGGCGGACGUGGGCCUGGCCCUGGGGACCCUGUACGGCAAUGUCUUCUCCCAGACCACCAUCUGCAGGUUCGAGGCGCUGCAGCUCAGCUUCAAGAACAUGUGCAAGCUGAAACCCCUGCUCAACAAGUGGCUGGAGGAGGCCGACUCGUCCACGGGGAGCCCCACCAGCAUAGACAAGAUAGCCGCCCAGGGCAGGAAGAGGAAGAAGAGGACCUCCAUCGAGGUGAGCGUCAAGGGGGCCCUGGAGAGCCACUUCCUCAAAUGUCCCAAACCCUCAGCUCAGGAGAUCACCAACCUGGCGGACAGUCUGCAGCUGGAGAAGGAGGUGGUCAGGGUCUGGUUCUGCAACCGGAGGCAGAAGGAGAAGAGGAUGACCCCACCGGGGAUCCAGCAACAGACGCCGGAUGAUGUCUACUCCCAGGUGGGUACAGUGGGAGCUGACACGCCGCCCCCUCACCACGGGAUGCAGACUAGUGUGCAAUGACUGGAGUGGGCGCCCAGCAGCUGUCUGACCAGGGAAGACACGGGAGGACCUCAUCACUCACAGCCACACUCACCUAGACUGCUGGUUUUUUAUAAAUAGCUCUAUAAAUACAGAUACAAACCUCCAGAGAGAAAGAGAGAGAGAGUCACAUCCACAGAAAGAGAGCAAAUGUGUAGGUACUGCUGAGGCACAAGGGUGGAGAUGCAGAAUGCACCAAAAAAAAAAAAACUGCAGAUGUUCCUUUUUAAUAUAUAUAUUAUAUUUUUAAUAUUGUUUUUAUUUGCCUUAUGACGUCCACCCAGUUACAUCUAUGGAUUUCCCCACUGUCAAUUUUUUACCCUCUUUUGCUCCCAAGACCAUGCAAUAUGUUUUGCUCAACACAAGACAAA